UCUAGUCAAUAUCGAUGGCUUUGACCUCGAAACAAAACAGAGGGAAAAGAACCUUCAUUUGUAGUUAACUAACCUCAAAUUUUCUCUCUCCUCCAUUUUCAGCCAUGGAAAUAGCUCCGUCGACCUCAACUUCCGGCGGUGGUGGUCCGGCGCCAUUUUUGCUGAAAACGUACGACAUGAUCGACGACUCAUCGACGGACGAAAUCGUGUCAUGGAGUCAUUCACACAACAGUUUCAUCGUCUGGAAUCCUCCUGAAUUUGCUAGGCUUUUGCUUCCUACUUACUUCAAACACAACAAUUUCUCUAGUUUCAUUCGUCAGCUCAAUACUUACGGAUUUCGGAAGAUUGACCCGGAAAGAUGGGAAUUUGCGAAUGAGGAAUUUAUAAAAGAUAAGAAGCAUCUCCUGAAGAAUAUCCAUCGCAGAAAGCCCAUCCAUAGCCAUAGUCAGCCUCCACCAGAUCCAGAGAGAGCAACAUUUGAGGAAGAGAUAGAAAAGCUGAGUCGUGAAAAAAACGAGCUUGAUGCAAAAGUGUCAGGUUUCAAGAUGCACCAUUGUGCAGCAAAGUCACAGAUUGAAGACAUAACACAGCGUAUUUGUGGUAUGGAGCAACGACAAGAGAAAUUACUGACCCACUUGCAGAAAGCAGUUCAGAAUCCUGCUUUUGUUGAGCAUCUUGCUCAGAAAAUAGAAGCUAUGGACCUGACAGCAUAUAACAAGAAGAGGCGUUUGCCUCGAUCUGAUCUUUUUCUCCCUGCAGUGGAGAAUAAUUUUGGGGACAUCUAUCAGCAAGAUCUGUCAAAUAAACUUAAAUUGGAGCUAUCAACAGCUGUUUCAAAUAUUAACUUGGUCUCAAAUAGCACACAUAGCUCAAAUGAAGACUGGUCAAGUCCCACACAGCGAUCAUCUGGUACUGAUCCAAAAGAUGCAGAAUUGGGAAUAUGUACCCUGCCAUUUGCUACGGAAACAGUAGAGCUGUCAGAUGCAGGAACAUGCCUAGGUUUUAAGACAGAUGCGUCAUUGUCAGACAAAGUUGGAGUAAAGGAAUGUUCUGGAUUGCAGUCUUUGCAGUCAAACUUGGUAUCAGCUGAAGAAUGUGAAGGUCAGAUAUGCUGCCAGUUGAAUCUUUCAUUAGCAUCAUCUCUAGUGCAACCCAAUCAAAAUUCCUAUUCAAGUAGAGCAACCCAUAUGGACGUGGAUAUUAGUGGACCUCAAGGAACAAGACCUGUUACCAACGGUAGUAAUAGUGAUGGGCUAGGGGUGGCUUCGAAGAAUAAUAACUCGGUCAAUAAUGUUGGUAAUUUAUCACCAUCACAAGAGACUCGGAGUAAUAACCGGGCUCCUGCUCCAGCUGCACCUGCCCGAGUAAAUGACCAUUUCUGGGAGCAGUUUUUAACUGAAAGGCCAGGUACCUCAGAUACUGAAGAGGCAUCUUCAUGUUAUAGGGCUCUCCCUGGCGAUGAGCAAGAAGACAGAGGGUCAAGCCAUGGAUUGUCUAGAACUGCAAAGAACUUGGGUAAGCUUACUCUUUGAGCUGCAACAUAGUAUAUAAGUAUAUAUAGGACUUGUAUAGUGGAUAUUAUAGCAAGCUUCACAUGCAAAUUGUCCACAUCUGUAAGAUAUUGAACCUGACAACCAUAACUCUAGUCUCUAGUUGAGAUUACUGGCUAUCUGAUUUAUUGUACUCUUUAGCUAAUAUUAUACUGAAAGCUGAUUGUCUUUCUUUGGAAA
This is a messenger RNA of Beta vulgaris subsp. vulgaris (sugar beet), 1730 nucleotides long. RefSeq names its product heat stress transcription factor A-5. Gene Ontology annotation, biological process: regulation of transcription by RNA polymerase II. The coding region runs from base 105 to 1532 and encodes 475 amino acids. Gene Ontology annotation, molecular function: RNA polymerase II cis-regulatory region sequence-specific DNA binding; DNA-binding transcription factor activity. Lineage: Eukaryota; Viridiplantae; Streptophyta; Magnoliopsida; Caryophyllales; Amaranthaceae. The transcript is spliced from 2 exons. Gene Ontology annotation, cellular component: nucleus. The record is from RefSeq and is a predicted model, not a curated record.